Messenger RNA from Symsagittifera roscoffensis, 2068 nucleotides. RefSeq lists its product as uncharacterized. Gene Ontology annotation, cellular component: cytosol. Gene Ontology annotation, molecular function: ATP binding; glutathione synthase activity; glutathione binding. The record is from RefSeq and is a predicted model, not a curated record. The transcript has 8 exons. Bases 348 to 1889 code for a protein of 513 amino acids. Gene Ontology annotation, biological process: glutathione biosynthetic process. Lineage: Eukaryota; Metazoa; Xenacoelomorpha; Acoela; Convolutidae.
UUGAAAAAAAAGCAACGACCGACAGGCGCACUGAGGAAACAAAACACUACUGAAUUAUUUGCUUUAAAAAUAAAUUUUUUUAUGUCAUUUCUCAUGGUACUUUUGGUGCGUAUGCUAGUCGAAAGCGUAAAAAUCAACUUGUUUAAGCAGAUCUAUUUUUAUAUCAAUGAAUGUUGCAUGCUCAUGCUUUAAAACGCUCAAUCUGCAAAAUUAACUCAAAACUUACUGAAGUUCGAACUAAAGUGUCAGACUUAUCAUCUUUUCGAUGUUAUCUUUAACUUCAUUUACUUAUUUACCAUAUUCAUAACGACCAAAUUGGAUCAGAAAAAACAGCUCUUCUGCAAAUAAUGUCAAGUUUGGAUGAAUUAUACGGCGAAAGCCUGGGCGAAGAACUCAGGAGGAGAAAGUUCUUCAUCAAGAAGAAGGAUGGCUCACUUCAAAUUCUUCCACUGGGACUCUAUCCUGUCUCAAUUCGACAAAAGAAAUACGCACAAAUUAAAUCCAUGGAAUUGAAUGUAGUGGACCAGUUGAUGUUCAAACUCGCAACCCACGAAUUAAUUCUGGCUGAAGUACUUGAAAAAACUGUGCAAUCAGACAGCUUUAUCAAAAGACUGCUAGAUAUCCACACCAAGUCGCUAGCUUCUAGAAUGUUCGAGAAGAAACUAUACUUUUCAAUAAUCAGAAGUGACUACUUCGUGGACAAAGAUAGCCAAGAUUGGAAGCUAGUUGAAAUCAACACGAUAGCUAUCGCCAUGGCCUUGUAUGCCGAUGUCCUUGAACAGCUCCAUCGGGAGAAGCGAGCAUUCAGAAACGAAAUUUCAAACAGGAGUCAAAAACUGGUCGAUUGCAUUUCAAUCAUACAUCAAAGAUUUCUAACAGAUGCCAGGUUAUCAGAAAAAUCCAACGACCAAAUUCAGACCCCUGAAAAGUCUCAUUGGCUUUUCUACAAUCACCUGGGGGAAAAAUCUGACUUGGCGAAAAUUUUCGACUCAAAUUCGGGGUCAAAUGGGUUCGUUAAUGACUCAAAGGUAAGAGUGUCCAGACCGGGAGUACUAGUGAUUGCAGAUACACAAGAGGUGCAACCAAUGGAAAUUGUGUAUCGUCUAUCUCAAACAGGUAUGUUCCCAGUGGUAGUUUCUUCUCUCGAGGAUAUUUCCCACUCCGAGUUCCGACUAACAGAAGAGGGCCGACUGCACUUGACGACUCGAGACAAGUCUUUCUCCGAUCUCAUAUCUUGUGUCUACUUCCGACUGGGCUACAGUCCCGACCAUUACGUCAAUGAACGGUGCUGGGAGUUUGUGGAGAUGGCAGAGUUGAGUCUGGCAGUUCUGGUUCCCUCUGUUGGACUGCACUUAGCUGGCACUAAGAGGGUGCAGUGUGCCCUCUACGAGAACAACUUCCAACUGUUACAUCAGCUCAUGGGAGAAUCAUCGGAUGUUGAGGCGUUCAGGUCCACUUUCGUCGACCAAUUUGUGCUUGAUGAAGAGAACGUGAAGAAAGUGUUAGCAGCUCCUGAGAGAUACGUGAUCAAACCACAGAGGGAAGGGGGAGGAAACAAUCUGUUCGGAGACGAAAUUGUCCAACAAUUUGCAAAUAAACCUAACAGAUCUGACCUCAGCACUUACGUAGCCAUGGAAUUAAUCACACCAGCCAUCAUUACAAACUACGCUGGAAGAGCCAGCGACGGAUCCAUCCUCGUCAUGCCAGAGGCAGCCGCAGAAGUGGGAAUUUGCUCAAUAUUUCUUUUUGACCCGAUGGCACGCGAGUGUGACAGGGUAAUUAGGCAAGAAAUCAGUGGAUUCGGAUGCAAGGUGAAACAUGCUUGUUCAAAUGAGGGAGGAAUUUCUUCAGAUUGUGGUUUCGCAUCAAUAACCGAGUGCAUAGACUAAAUUCCUGUUACUUUUUGCACUAAAUGUAUAACUAGUAAAUACUUCUCCAAUAAAGUGUUCAAUAUAAUAAGUUUAACUGUUGCUACAAGCUGGUAAUGAUGCUUCGUAUUGAAGGUAAAAAUAUAUGAUGUGUUCAUGCUUUCAUAUUAAUUCAAUUUACAUCAGUUUUUACUGCUGAU